ACAAACAGCAACGAUUAAUACCAUGCCUAUUAAUGCUUAGUAUGUGUUAACAUGCAUGCCUUCUAACAGUAACCGUAGUAAAUAUUUUAUUACACAUAUCGUACACUCUUUGUAGGGAUUUCUUCUUAAAGCCCGCAGUGGGAGGGGGGGGGCUUUUAUUUUGAAAAUGCCACUUUUGUAUCGUACCUGGUCAGUGUCUCAAGAAUAUGGCAGGGAGUUUUAAACGUUAAUGUUUAUAGCCAAAGUAGAUCAGUGUGGUUACAUGGCUCUUUCUAAGUCCUUGGUAGAGAGAGAGAGAGAGAGAGAGAGAGAGAGAGAGAGAGAGAGAGAGUUAUUAUGAGAUUUGACAUUUCCGUCUAGAUCUGUCCUAGACAAGUAUGUCGAGUGUUUUGUCGCUUGUUUGUGAUUCCUAGUAAUACAAAUCAUCUCUUACACUAUGCCCACACCUAAACCAAACAUACAUCAGAGCAGACGCGUCAGCUGCCCAUAGAAAUACCAGGAGCGACGCGUCAGUGGCACACACGCGGUAAGCACUGCUGUCAAGAGCACGAAAGAUGUGGGUUUUCGGUUACGGGUCUCUGAUUUGGAAAGUGGACUUUCCAUACGAGGACAAACGUGUCGGUUGCGUGAAAGGCUUCAGUCGUAGGUUUUGGCAGGGAAGCACGGAUCAUCGAGGGGUGCCUGGAAAGCCUGGGCGAGUGGUGACAUUAAUAGAGGACCCUGAGGGUUGUGUAUGGGGUGUUGCUUACAAGUUGCCAUCAGGCCAGGAAAAGGAGGUCAAAGAAUAUCUAGACUAUAGGGAGAAAGGUGGGUACGGAGUGAUACCGGUUACUUUUUAUCCCAAAGAGGAAGAACAUCAGCCAAUGCCCGACACAUUGCUCUACAUUGGAUCCUGUAACAACCCAAAUUAUCUUGGCCCAGCGCCUUUGGAGACAAUUGCUCGGCAGAUUGUCAUGUCUGUAGGCCCAAGCGGCACGAAUACAGAUUACCUGUUUGAGCUUGCUGAUGCUCUCAGGCAACUAGUACCUGAAGACUCAGACGAUCACCUGUUCUCUCUGGAGCGCCUUGUGAAGGAACUGCAGGAGAAGGAGAUGUGCUGUAAUUUACACCGUCCCUUAUGACCUCAGGAAUUAAGUCCAUUUGUUUUUAAGUGAUUGUUUUUAUCCUCUAGGACAGUUGACACACACUUUAAGGGAUUACUUGAUAAGAUGCACUUUAACUACUUUUGUUCUGGUUUUUUUUCCAAACUCUUAUGUAUUUAAUCUAGGCAUGAAUUUUAUGACAUGAUUUAAUUCACACUGGGAUAUGAAUCAAACGAAGUUGGUUUUGGUUGUUCUCCACUACCUUUGUACAUUGACCUUGGGGAAGGGGCUUUUUUUAUAAACGUAUUAUUAUACAUAGAGUGAACAAUUCAGGACUGGAGGCUGGUUUGUUUAACUCAGGAUACUUGAAUGUGUUGAAGCCAUUAUAGUUAUAGCCAGCUAUAACUCAUUAUUUCACCUAUAGCUAAGCCACGACAAGCUGAAGCUCAAAACAUGUUAAGGUCACACUUCUUGCAAUGUUUUCAUGAUACUUAAAUCCAUUCUCGUUUUAAAUUCAUCCAUCCAUUUACUUUUGAGUCUUUCUGUAACUCCCAUUUUUUGGUGAUUUUCAUUCAUCUUAUAAGCAAAAAAAAAAAAACGUUUUUAACCCUUACAUGGUGUACAUGUUUAUUACCAAUUCAUUUUUUUAAAUAAAGUAAAAGCUGACAUUUUAUAACUUUAUCCAAGUUACAAGGAACAAAGACAGCAUAUAUGGCUAAUAUUUGUCAUAUAUCUGUUAGACCACAUUUAUGAAAAAG
This is a messenger RNA of Triplophysa rosa, 1840 nucleotides long. RefSeq names its product ChaC, cation transport regulator homolog 2 (E. coli) (gene chac2). Gene Ontology annotation, cellular component: cytoplasm. Gene Ontology annotation, molecular function: glutathione specific gamma-glutamylcyclotransferase activity; gamma-glutamylcyclotransferase activity. The transcript is spliced from 3 exons. The coding region runs from base 555 to 1121 and encodes 188 amino acids. Gene Ontology annotation, biological process: glutathione catabolic process. NCBI's taxonomy places the organism in Eukaryota, Metazoa, Chordata, Actinopteri, Cypriniformes, Nemacheilidae. The record is from RefSeq and is a predicted model, not a curated record.